AGCCUUCAACCAUAACAAUAAAAAUCAUAAAUAAUGGCUGAUGCAGCAACAGAGAUAUCGCCAGAGCUUGACCUUGCGCGCUACCAAAUUACAGCUCUGAGAGCUUACGCUGUAGCUGCAUUAGCUAUCUUGCUUUGGGAUUACGCAACUACUGUUCAUUUGGAGUACCGCAGAAUCUGGAAGGCCCCUUGGUCAAUUGUCAAGGUAUUAUUCUUUAUUACCCGUUACUCUGCGAUUGCUUGUGUCACAAUCAUCGUUUUUGGAUUCCAUUACCAAUACUUAUCAGAUACACAAUGCCAAACUUACGCGAAAAUGGAGCCGGUCCUCUGUGUUAUUACUGUGGCUUCUACUGAAGCUAUACUUCUUAUCCGUGUAUGGGCUCUCUGGGGAAAGAAAAUCUACGUUCUCAUUCCACUGCUGUUUUGUUUGAUUGUAGAAGCUGCUAUUAUGUUUGCAGCUGCAGCUCUUUAUGUUCCUGUUGAGUUUAAACCGGGUUUGGGUAAACUCGAACAAGGUUGUAUUUCAACUGGUGUACACCCUCUUACAACAGCAUACUGGAUCGUUCCACUUAUAUUCGAUGCCAUUGUCGUUGUUAUGACAGUUACCAAACUCGCAAUGAACCGCAACGGAUCAAGAUCAAAGAUCGCAAAAGUCUUCUUGAGAGAUGGUUUGAUGUAUUUCUCUGUCAUUUUCGGUAUCAACUUGAUUAAUACAGUUGUCUAUCUCGUUACACCAGAGAAUAUUAAGGCAGCAAACUCAACACUUGCGAUUGCGCUUACCGCUAUUAUGGGUUGCAGAUUGGUUUUGUCAUUGCGCGCACUCGAUGAUACAUCCGGUGGAUCAUCAACCUCGAGGGAUAGAUCAAACUCACGUGGACCUGGCCCAGUUGUUACUAUUGGUGGUACAAACCGUCGUGGAAAUGUUUCACAACCACAGACGACAACAUUCGGAUCAUACAAGAUGAACGAGUUCUCUACAGACUUUGUAGGAACCUUGGCCGAUGUUAACGAGGAGCAACUCAACCACCAUGGACAAGGAUCAUACAACACUGAGGAUAAGGAUGAUGAAUCUUUGUACAGAUCUGAACAACCUAGAAACGCGUUCAAUCCAUUUGACCCCGUCAAGAUUCAAGUUCAGCACCAAACUGAACACCACGUCUCUUAAGCUCGCGUGUACAUAAUAUUUUUAUGUUUUUCUUCGUCGGUUCACAGCAGCAAAUUUUAACGUUAUUUAGUAUUCCUCAAUUAGCAAAAUAUUAUUUGUACUUUUGUCUAUAUUCACGUUUAUUUAGUUUGA
This is a messenger RNA of Wallemia mellicola CBS 633.66, 1296 nucleotides long. RefSeq lists its product as hypothetical. NCBI's taxonomy places the organism in Eukaryota, Fungi, Basidiomycota, Wallemiomycetes, Wallemiales, Wallemiaceae. The transcript is spliced from 10 exons. The coding region runs from base 34 to 1164 and encodes 376 amino acids. The record is from RefSeq and is a predicted model, not a curated record.